GAUUGGCUACUAUUCUUUAUUGUAAAUUUAAUUCUUUAUUUGGGUGAUUUGAGGUUUUUGACAAUCAUCAAUUUUACAUAAUCAAGUAGGGAGGAUUUAUGCCUAACAGAUAGUACACUUUAAAUCCGCUUCUUCAUUUUUCAACCUGAGAUGGAACAUUAGAUUGCAAUCCCCAUGCUGGACUCUGCAGAAGGAAAACCUGAUAAACAGACUGGCGAGAGUGAUGUAGAACAGUUUGCAACUGAGAGUUGUAAGUGCUUGGAAGAAGCCCAUCAUAUGCUGCUAGACACCGACAGGCGUCUCCAGGCACAAUUACAGCAUUGCAACUGUAACAAGUACGCUGUUGUUCACACGUCGUGGACUGAUACAAAUGGUGGUCGUAGAUUUGCUCAUUGCCCUGAUUUUGAAUGUGACUAUUUUCGGUGGGUAGAUGCCCCUCUUUGUACACGCGCGAGGAUCAUCAUUCCUGGGCUUACACGAAGGAUUGACAUGCUUGAAGGUGAAAUGAGGACAUUGGAAGCCAUUAAUAACAAAGUGGAGAAGAUGAACACUUGGAGCUUAUAUUUCUUGCUGAUUUUAACUAGUUGGAUCAUGAUUUCCUGCUGGUUUUAGCUAUUGUGCUAUAAGCAUAUCGUUCAUGAUUGAUAUUUUAAUGUAAAGUAAUGAAAAUCUGCAGCUUCCUUUCGGAAUUGAGCAUACAUGCAUAUUUUUGCUUGUUGCGUUAAAAUUUUAGCGCGGAAUCA
Messenger RNA from Daucus carota subsp. sativus, 743 nucleotides. RefSeq lists its product as uncharacterized. Gene Ontology annotation, molecular function: zinc ion binding. The transcript is spliced from 5 exons. Lineage: Eukaryota; Viridiplantae; Streptophyta; Magnoliopsida; Apiales; Apiaceae. The record is from RefSeq and is a predicted model, not a curated record. Bases 175 to 612 code for a protein of 145 amino acids.